Sitodiplosis mosellana (orange wheat blossom midge) is the source of this 10720-nucleotide messenger RNA. It is a transcript of the gene Fur2, whose product is annotated as furin-like protease 2. NCBI's taxonomy places the organism in Eukaryota, Metazoa, Arthropoda, Insecta, Diptera, Cecidomyiidae. The record is from RefSeq and is a predicted model, not a curated record. The transcript is spliced from 21 exons. Gene Ontology annotation, molecular function: serine-type endopeptidase activity. The coding region runs from base 4631 to 9172 and encodes 1513 amino acids. Gene Ontology annotation, biological process: protein processing. Gene Ontology annotation, cellular component: Golgi membrane; trans-Golgi network.
AAACAAUAUGCGAAGCGAUGACAUAAACAAAGUGUGUCUUCAACCAACUCAACGCAUAAGUUCCAUAUACUCUGGAACGAAAACCAAACAAAAAUAUAGAUUUUAUUUUUUGAAUAGAAAAAAAACUAUUGUUGCCUUAUUCAUAUAUAUAUAUUUUUCUAUAGUUCAAAACAAAAAGCAAAUCAAAUAGAUAAGAAAAGGGUGAAAGUGUACAAUCGAUAGUUAUCAACAAAGAGAUUAUGAUUCAAAGAAGAAAUGAUAGAGUCGACGGCUUGGCAUUUUGAAUGAUUGCAAUUGUACUUUAUCAGCAGAAAACAAAAAUUGAGAAACGAACAAAAAUCAACAAAGAAAUCCGAUUGUAAGUGAACAGAACGGAUGAGUAUUACUCAUUGAGUAAUAAAAGCAAACAAUGCAAGUUAACACAUUCAAGAGUUCUCCAAGGCCAACCUAUUUCUAUACAUUCAUUUUAUUUGCCGUUCUUUGGGAUUUCCUGUGGGCUUACGCCGAAUAUCCAAUCGCGAAAUGAAUUGCCUGACAGUUAGCAUACAAGCCAAGUUCCACAGGUGGAUUGAUUCCAUUUCAUACGCUCUAUACAUCAAGUCUCACAAGUAUUCUAACGAAAAUAAUAAAUAACCACCAUCAUUCACAGAUUGUGCGUUUUCCUCAGUGCGUCAUCGACAUCGGUAGGAACAACAUUUUCUCAAUAAAACGUCAGUUAAACAAAAUCGAAGUGACGCAAACUAUAAAAACAACAUUUAAAUUGUGCAAUUUUGGCCAAUAAAUCGAUUCUAUCAAAUAUAAUUUGUCUUCUAUUUUCCGUUCAACCAUUAUUUUCCGUUGUUAAUUGAUUGAUUGUGCUCAAUUGUUUUUGCUAAAUCGGUGUGAACUUCAUUUGUUGGAUAAAAAUCAAUAGUUUCUUUAGUGAUUCGCAGAAGAAGAAAAAAAUCAGUUGAAAAGAAAAUAUUUGUUCGGUGUUAAACAAAUAAUUUUAUUAUCACAUAAAUCAAUUUUAUCGAAAGUGUUUCGUGUCGCGAAUAUUAUUCGUGUUAAGUUUAUGCUUGGCGUAAAAAUUGUGUCAGCUGAGUGAGAGAGAGAUUCGCGAGGCGAAUGUAUAUGUCUCUGUGUGUGUGUGUGUGAGAGAGAGAGAGAGAUUUACUUAUGCAAUCAACAGUAACCGCAACAUGAAAACGAAUCUCAUACCAUUCCAGCGUAUAUUCAUCCAACUAUAAACAGACACAGCAGUAUCAUUGCAGUGAAUGAACACACAAACACCAACAUACACGGUAGAAAUCGGCUUGAAUUUCUUUGCUACUGUCACCAAAGUGUUUUUCGACCGGUUCCAACAGAAUUGUUACGCGACGUUUUUCUUUACGAUUUAUUUAUGGGCACAACUAAAUGACGAGCACAUAAAAACCAUUCCCAGAAACAUCUGCAAACAUCAGCUUGAGAAUAAAUGCAUUGACUGAUAACAAUUGUAAGCAAAUUUCAGUAAAAUAGAAAAUUAACUUGGAAAUGACAAAAAAUGUCUCUUCAGAUUUUUCACUUGUUUAAUUGUUUUUUUUUUGUAACUACAAGUUGAAGUUUUCCGCAGUGAAUAUAUAUAUAUACUUAUAUACAUUUAGUUCAACAGCUCGUCUUGAAUAAACAUGGCGACAGAAUUCUCGAACUUUUACCGAACAACAAUUACAAUCCUUCUUCUAUUGACCUAUUUUAUGAAAUACUUCCACUUUGUUGUGAUAUAUGCUUCGAUAUUUUUGCUAUCGAUUUCAUACAGUAAUAAAUAUAUUGUUUACAUCGAAAUCUGUUUCCAUGCGCUUCACAUCCCAGUAUGCAGUUCACGCUAUCAGAGACUUGGCAACCGAAUGUGUUCGUUUAUCAGGAUUUAAUUUAUAUUGAUCGCACACUUGCAUUAAGAUUAAGUCAUUAGCUUUCUUGACUUUCGUUGGCUUCGAACGAAAUCGCUUACAAUAAAUUACACAAAAUAUGACAGGAGCUUGUGAUCCAGUCGAUUGUGUAAAUGGUACAGGAAAAGAAUGGUGAAUUUAUUGGCUUCGAUUCAAUUCAAUCGCAAUUUCCUCUUUCAGUUUGCAAACAACGACCGUGUCGAUUUUCAAGUAAUUCCAAGAUUUAUAUUUAAUCCGUUUGUUUGUUUGCGUUUGAAAUAUUGAAUGAAAAUCGUAUUAUGAUUUUAUUACCUUGCUUGGGUCAACAAACUCUACAUUCGUGCGAGAAGUUAUUGAUUAUGCAUAUUUAUUUAUAUCGAUGUCUUGAAGCUGUUUUGAAAAUAACUCUGGCUUCAUCGAUUAAAUGACAUUUCGAACAAAGAGAGGAAAAGCAUCACGGGAGUUUGCUUUUGCUUGUUCCUAUCCAUGAGUAAAAUAUAUGUAGAUUUGAACAUUGAUGGAUUUGCACAAAAUGGUCGAGCAUCAUCUUUCAUCUGAUAUUACUUGAUAUACCGGCUUGUAUUAGUCUUUACGGCGCUAGUUGAUGUGCAUUGUUCCUAGCAAUAAAUUGGAAGGAAAUCCAUUUUCGAGGGGCCAAAUCGAACAUCAAUCAGCCCUCAGUGAAUAAUUGGCGAACAAUCGAUCAACUUCAAAAUUAGCGUCUGACACCUUUUGCACUUUGCUCACGAUGCUCGAACAAUUUUACAAGCUUAUGUACAGUGUACACCCGCAUUUUUUUCCCUUGAAAUUUUAUUAAUUCUCCUGCAUACACAAAAGAAAACCCAAAGACCAACCACUCCACCAUGGGAGCGUCUAUUGAGAUAUGAGUCUUUGGAACUCGAAAAACGUUGUCUUGAUUUUGAAAAGUGUGCUAAAGUUGGAAUUCUUACGCCAUAUUUAGAGAAAAAUGCCUUAAGAAUUUUCACUGGCUCCACUUUCCCUUGAUUGAUGACAUGGACUUUUGCUACUACUAUAUAGCAACUGAUUCAUCCGCCGAAUCAAAAUUGAAAGAAUUGUAAUCAGUUGCAAGCAAGGAAAUGGAAUUCCAUGAACAAACUCAGAAAGAAUGUAAUUAAAUUCAUACUUCAGUUUUGUUGGUGAAAAUUCCGUGAAAAUUAAUUUCGCCAACAGUAACCAAAGCCAUAACGAUUUCAAUUGGACUGAAACAGCAAUGAAACUAUGGAAUAUCAUAAUAAAUCAUUUUCACCAAGAAGAAUUUAAUUCGGAAAAAAAAAACUUUGUAAGUACAGAAUGUAAUUGGUUAGAUUUGCAUUCCUCGUUGGGCUCGCUCAUCAAAACUUCCGUGAUGUACAAUUUUUUCCUGUAUGCUCGAGUUAAUUCGUGAUGUAAAAAAACGGACGGAGUGAACAGCUCAGCAAACGGACCCCGUAGAUUUUCUUGAUUAAAAAAGUCCAGACAUUUUUUGAUCCAAGCAAAGAGAUAAUAUUGCCGGCGAACUGUAAGAAUGAAAACAUGCACAUUAGUCAUCCACUCAUCGGUGCUACAUUAAUUUAUCCCGUUUUUCUUCUGCUUUAUUCAAACAUAGCAUGCCCGUGUGAAAAAAAAUGACUGACUCACUAUAACUUCAGCUGACUUUUUGAUUGAAUUUAUGUUUUUUCCUAAGCAAAUCACUUGGCCCCAAAUGAAGCAACUUAGAUUGAAUUGUAACUUCAAAUAAUUUCAGUCAACUAUGAUAGACUUACACUACACUUUGUACUGAAAUGUCGAUCAAAGUAAGUCAUUUUUGUCCCAAAUUAGUUAACUGACUGCUCAGUUACUAUUUUUUCACACGGGUGGACUUCGAUGGCUUCUCGUAGAAAAAUAUUUCAUCUGAUUCAUUUCAUUCAUUUUCCAAAUACAUUUCCACAAAUGAGGUUUUUGAUGCAUUUCAUUGAGCACUACUUACCAGCAUAUUUCAUUCCGUUUUUUCCUUUUCUUCUUCUUCUUUUUCUUUUUCUUCUUUUUCUUCUUUUUCUCUGCCAUGAUUUUCUCCGGAUGAUAUUUCUCGAAUGCGAGCGAAAUCAGCGAAACAGAUACAGCUUAUAUGAAAUCACAGAAGCAUCAACAUAUUUUUUUAAAUUUAUUAAAAAUGAAUUCUCUCCUUGCUCUGAUGUGCAAUAAAUCAUACAGGAGACGGAGCACGAAUAAGGCAAAAUGCAUCUGAGAGUCAGAAAAAAAGGAAGAUCGCACAUUGGGCAACUGUGGUGAAAAAGAGUAAUAAAUAAUAGAAAACGGAGGGAGAAAUACGAAACAAAACGUGCAGCAAAUAACACAAGACCACGUGCAGGAAGAUUCGUAUUGGUGCUUUUGGAUACGCUCAUUCCGACUGGAUUGCAAUGUUGUUUUCACAAAGCGACCACUUGUAAUGUACACAACAGACAUGAGUGUAACACUAAGUUUAUCUCCAUCGCCGUUUUCAUUCCAUAAAUAACACUGUAAAAUCCAAUUAUUAGUGAGAAUUUCUCCAAAUUUUUCGUUUAACAAUCAGUUAUUUCUUCUCUCCGAAUUGUGGUUAUAACUUAAAGUUCAUAACAUCAACUCACAAAUGUUGAUCCGAAAAAGUAGUGUUGAAUAAAAACAAAACAAAAAUCAAAUUAAAAAAAAAAAUAUCAAAAACAAAAGCUCAAGAUAUUCACAAAAUUCAAGGGAAAUACAGAUAAAGUGGUCUGUAUUUAAUCUGCGUGAUAAUGUUGUUUUCAAAUUUCUUAGAUAAUGUACCAAAAUUUAGUGAAUUUGUCGAAAGUCUAUCGAUAGAGCGAUGUUAUCAGCAGCUAAAGCGGUCGCCAUGCAGCGACAAUAACCACGAAACAUUUGGUCAAGGUCAUAGUGUUGCACAAGCCAACCAUCCGUUACAUCAUAAUCACAGUCGAACGAGAUGGAAAGGCCGCCGUCAUUCAGAUGGUGUGCCGAAUCGGCUGCCGCAUCAGAAAUUCGCCCAUCAACAUCAACGAACACUGACGCCGCAUUCCGUGAGUGCGGUCAUUUUGUUUUUUAUCGUACUGUUAUCACAUGACCAAACGACAACAGUGAUUGGUGCACGUAGCAGGGAUAGUUUUAAUAGUAUUUAUCAAAAUAAAAGUAGUGUAAAUAAUAUUACAAAUGGCGAUUUGAAUGCUUCUGCUGCUAUUGACGCGAAUGUUGUGAAUUGGAUCGAUGACGAAUUGCCGAUUAUUGACUUUGAGUAUUUCAAUAAUGUUACGGACGAUGCCGAAUUCGAGAAACUGCUUAGCGGCGGCCGUAAAUCGAAACGACCGCCAAUCUAUCAAAAUGAGUUUGCCGUCUACAUUCCCAACGGUGCUGAUAUGGCUAAUGAUGUAGCAGAGAAGCACGGAUUCACCAACAUGGGACAGAUUGGCAGCUUGAAGAACUAUUAUCUGUUUCAUCAUAGGCACGUAUCGAAGCGUUCGCUAAGCCACAGCCAAGAGCAUCAUGGUACACUGAAAUCAGAACCGGAGGUUCGAUGGUUUCAACAGCAGCAUGAGAAGGUGCGCAAGAAGCGCGAUUACACAACCAAUUUUUACAAUUAUCAGAAACUCGGAAUGCUUCGUAGCAUUGCACCCCAAUCACGAAUCCAGUACCGACAAGUAGGCGAACCGUUAUUUUUCCCAGAUCCAUUUUUCAAAGAGCAGUGGUAUUUGAACGGUGGCGCCAAAGAUGGUCUCGACAUGAACGUAGCACCAGCAUGGCAAAAAGGGUAUACAGGAAAAGGCGUUGUUGUUUCCAUUCUCGAUGACGGCAUUCAAACAAAUCAUCCGGAUCUAAUUCAAAACUAUGAUCCGGAUGCUAGCUACGACAUCAAUGGAAAUGAUUCAGAUCCAAUGCCUCAGGAUAAUGGUGAUAAUAAGCACGGAACACGAUGUGCUGGUGAAGUGGCUGCUGUUGCAUUUAACAGCUUUUGCGGCGUUGGUGUUGCAUACAAUGCCAGUAUUGGAGGCGUUCGUAUGUUGGAUGGCAGCGUGAACGAUGCGGUUGAGGCGAAGGCGCUCGGCUUGAAUCCACAUCACAUUGAUAUUUAUAGUGCAUCAUGGGGCCCUGAGGAUGAUGGUUCAACGGUAGAUGGGCCGGGUCCGUUGGCACGACGUGCAUUUAUUUAUGGCGUUACGAGUGGUCGCCAAGGCAAAGGAUCAAUUUUCGUUUGGGCCAGUGGAAAUGGAGGUCGCUACACAGACUCAUGCAACUGUGAUGGUUAUACCAACUCAAUAUUCACACUAUCGAUUUCGAGCGCAACACAAGGAGGGUUUAAGCCAUGGUAUUUGGAAGAAUGCUCAUCAACAUUGGCUACAACAUACAGUUCUGGCACUCCUGGUCACGAUAAAAGUGUCGCUACCGUUGACAUGGAUGCUAGAUUGCGACCGGACCGAAUUUGUACCGUCGAACACACUGGAACAUCGGCAUCAGCCCCAUUAGCAGCCGGCAUAUGUGCAUUGGCCCUGCAAGCGAAUCCGACACUAACUUGGCGUGAUUUACAAUUUUUGGUGGUAUUAACAUCGAAGGCCGAACCAUUGGAGAAGGAAAGCGGUUGGAUUGUCAAUGGUGUACAACGAAAAGUAAGCCAUAAAUUCGGAUACGGUCUAAUGGAUGCUGGGAAAAUGGUAAACUUUGCAGAAGAUUGGAUUCCGGUGCCAUCACAACACAUUUGCAAAUCUCGGGAAAUUAAUGAGGACCGCAGAAUUGAUGGUUCAGUUGGCUAUACAUUGGAAACGCACAUGGAUGUCAACGGUUGUGCUGGAACUCUCAACGAAGUUCAGUUUUUGGAGCAUGUUCAGUGUAAAAUAACACUUCGUUUCUUUCCUCGUGGUAAUUUACGUAUUCUUCUGACAUCACCAAUGGGCACCGUUAGCACACUGUUGUUUGAGCGGCCACGCGAUGUUGUGAAGAGUAAUUUUGACGAUUGGCCAUUUUUAAGUGUACACUUCUGGGGCGAGAAGGCUGAAGGUCGUUGGCGAUUGCAAAUUAUUAAUGGCGGCCGUCGACGUGUUAAUCAACCGGGCAUUUUAUCAAAGUGGCAAUUGAUCUUCUACGGAACCCAAACCAAUCCAAUUCGAAUGAGAAGCGAACAAAAUCGCUAUUCGCAUCCAAGUCCAACGGAAUCGGAAUUUACGCCACCCAUUCAGCCAAUUAACUACAACUACAAUCCCGAUCUGUACACAUAUUAUCCCGGCGUAUACAGUCAAGCUGCUAGCAACCCAGAAGCGGCAAUUACCACUCUCGAUGGACACAACAUUCCGAUUCCACAACGUGAAAACGUAAUGGCCGAUUCAAACAACAAAAUCGUAUUGCACGACUGCGAUCCGGAAUGUGAUCAACAAGGAUGCUAUGGACGUGGCCCCACACAAUGUGUUGCCUGUAAACGCUAUCGUCUCGAUAAUACAUGUGUGAGUCGCUGUCCGCCGCGUAGUUUCCCAAAUCAGGGUGGCGUUUGUUGGGCAUGUCACGAAUCUUGUGAAACAUGUGCUGGUGCCGGCCAAGAUUCAUGUCUAACAUGUGCUCCAGCUCAUUUGCAUGUCGUCGACUUGGCAGUCUGUUUGCAAGUUUGCCCCGAUGGAUAUUACGAAAAUUAUGAGAAUAAAACAUGUGUACCAUGCGAAGCAAACUGCGCUUCAUGUCAGGAUCGUCCGGACUAUUGUGUGAGCUGUGAGCACCACUUAGUCAUGCACGAGCAUAAAUGCUAUUCAGCCUGUCCACCGCACACCUACGAAACGGAGGAUUAUCACUGUGCAUCGUGUCAUUCAUCCUGUUUGACGUGCAAUGGUUCGUCGGAAACGCAGUGCAUAACAUGUCGUACCGGACGUUUUUCUUUUGAAGGGAAAUGCUUGAAUAACUGUCCAACGGGCUAUUAUGGUGAUAAAAAGCGGCAAGAAUGUAUGCAAUGUCCAACCGGAUGCGAAACGUGCACCAACAACGGAUUCUGCUUGACAUGCAAAGAAAAGUGGAACAAAAAUAAAAAGAACCGUUGCAUUCUGAACGGAAGUGAUAAUUGUGAUGAAUCCGAAUAUUAUGAUAAUGGACAUUGUCAUGCCUGUCACUCGACAUGCGAAACGUGCAACGGACCAACUGAGAACGACUGUUUAACAUGUAAUUCGCCCUUGCUUCGCAAAAAUAAUAAAUGUGUAAGUACCUGUGAUGAUGGCUACUACAUGGAAGCGGGAGUUUGUGCGAAAUGCUUACACACUUGCACCCAAUGUGUGUCUCGUAUGAAUUGUACGGCGUGUUCCAAAGGAUUGCAAUUACAAAGCGGUGAAUGUCGAACAACGUGCGCUCAAGGAUACUACAGUGAUCGUGGAACAUGCUCGAAGUGCUACUUGAGCUGUGCAACGUGCAGUGGACCGAGACGCGAUCAAUGUGUGCAGUGUCCAAAAGAUUGGCAAUUAGCCAGUGGCGAGUGUCAUCCCGAAUGUCCAGAGGGUUUCUUUAAAUCGGAAUUCGGCUGCCAAAAAUGUCAUCAUUACUGUAAAACGUGUUCAGGAGCCGGUCCACUUGCCUGUACUUCCUGUCCCGCCCACUACAUGCUCGAUGGCGGACUUUGUAUGGAGUGUCUGGGAUCACAAUUCUACGAUCCAAUGACGCAGACUUGCAAAACGUGCCAUGAAUCGUGCCGAUCGUGUAGCGGUCCUGGUCAAUACUCGUGUGUUGCUUGUGCGUUCCCAUUGCAUUUAGAUCGAUUGAAUAAUCAAUGUGUGCCUUGCUGUCCGACCGGCGCUCUGAAGGCCGAUCAAUCCUGUUGUCACUGCGAUAAGGAUACAGGUGGAUGCAUAAAUGCAUCGCCGGCUGGUAAACGUCGCAUCGCCAACGGUAUCGAGCAACAACAAUUCGGCGACGACAGUCUGUUCGGAAUUAGCGGAAAGCUGAGCAUAGUCAACGAUGGAAAUGGCAACAAUGGAUUUGGUCGCAUUACACCAGCAACAACAGCAAUUACAGCUUUUGCCAUCGCAGCAUGUGUAUUGAUCAUUUCAGUUUUCGCCAUAGUCGUUGUAAUACAGAAGAACACACAAAAUCGAACUCACACCAACGUUAGAUAUAACAAACUGUCAACGGAUGCACCCUCGAAAUUGAACAGCCGUCGAACAACCACACUUGAAGUUUCAGCCGAUGACAACUACAGUGAACCAAUGCUAGCGUACAGCGACGGUGACGAUGACGACAACGAUAACGACAAGGAAGAUGACACAACCACAUUCAAUAUCAACGAAUCAAGAACCGAACGGAUAUCAUUGCACACAAACACAUAGAAAUCGACUGGUGCGGAAGGAAAACCAAUUUAAAAUUGAACGAAAGCAUCUCGGCUUUCUGAUCUAUUUGUACAUAUUCACAUCCAUAAUUAACCGGAGAUCCUGGAGUUUAAAACGGGAUUAAAGAAGAAAAAAACUUACCAUAACUACUCCUAAAUACUUAAACGUAAAUGAAAAUAACCAACUAAAACUUAAAAAAAAAACUCUUUUUCCUAUGUGUUAGCUGAAAACGGAUUCAUUUCUAUGUCAGAUGUUUGUUUUUUUUUUGGUUGGUAUUCUUUCUGUCUUCUCCCUAUGCAUUUCACAUACAAAUGUUCGAUUUCAGUGUGUGUGACGCAAACUAUGCAGGAUAGUUAGACUCAUAUCCAGUCGCACAGUAGACCCCCAAAACAGAUCUUUUAGCUAUUAAUUUAGUUUAAAUUCUUUAUCAUUAUCAAUUCAUGUUGUAUGGAUAAAACGCCAGUUGAUUAUCAAUGAAGAUGCGCGCUGUCAAGCUUCUUUCACUGCUGCUAUUUAGCCGUAAAUGCAAUUCAAAAUGCAUCGGUGGAAUUGUUGAGUGCCAUUUUCUGGAGAAGAAGGCCUAAGAAUCAUUUUAUUAAUCUUUGUCCAAAUGAUUCGUCAACAUUGAUACAGAUAUUUACUCAUCAUCUGGCGUGUUAUCAUCCAGAUAACAUGAAUCGACCAUAAAAUUAGGAACUUAAAAAAAGGUGUAUAAAUCAAUUGCGAAUGUUAUUGAUAUUCGUUUAGUUUAUUUCAUUGUUUUGUAUGAGCAAUCGGAAGGAAACGUGAGAUAUGAAUGAAUUUUUUUUAGUGAUGACAACAAAUUGACGAACAAAUUUUGAAAUUCGAAAAAUUAGAUUAAUUAUUUGUUUAAAAAAAAAGAAAUACUAAAACAAAAUAUUUCACAGCCGAGUGACAGCCCAACUACAAACUGUCGGCAAUUCGGAAAAAAAAAUGUCAGAGAAUAUUUAAUGUUAAAUGAUUUAUUGACAAAUCGAAGGUGUAACUGAGAGAAGAAGAAACCAGAAUAUUUUAUAUAUGAAAAAUCACAAAAAAUAUAUACACAUAUUACAUUAGAUAUAAUGAAUUAAAACAAAAGAAGUACAGCCAUGAUGUUUUAUAUACGAGGAUUAAAAUCGUUUGUAAUCAUAAGAGAUGAGGAUAAGACACCGAAAUUGAUGGAAAUCACAAAACUCACGGAACAACCAGAUUAGUGUAAUUUAGAUAAGCAAAAGAAAAAAUAAAUAAAUCGAAUUGACCUUUCGAUACCACAGCCAUGUAUUUGCGCUAACACAUAGGUGGGCGCAAUACACGCUCAAUAUUAAGUUCCCCGAGGGGGGGGGGCGAGCAUAAAUGAAAAUGUGAAAUAAAUAUACAUACAUAAACACACAUUACUAAAUGGAUUAUGUUGUACAUUUACGUAUCGAAUAAUUAUUGAAUUGAAUGAACAAAUUGUAAAAUAUGUUUGACGAAACUAAAAUAAUGUGCAUUACACAAUUGAAUUGAAAUCAACUGAAUAAAUGUCAGAAGACAGCAAAGUAUUCGAAA